Molecule: messenger RNA, 886 nt
Organism: Amorphotheca resinae ATCC 22711
Lineage: Eukaryota; Fungi; Ascomycota; Leotiomycetes; Helotiales; Amorphothecaceae
Exons: 2
Coding region: 93-605 (170 amino acids)
Source: RefSeq, a predicted model, not a curated record
UCUCUGCCCAUAUGAUGUGAUACGAAAGAGGCUUCGAGGCCUUCGUGGGAACCUUGGCCCGUAAGAUGAACCAACGCUGAGAAGACAGUGUCAUGAUGCUGUGUUUGUGUUUGCUAUGGGGUUCUUGGAAAUGCCGCGACGGUGGCCCCGGUCUGCGCGCGGUGGCCGGCUAUCGUGUGUUGGUAUGGCUCAGAGACGCAAAAGACGCAGGACAGAGAACAGUACUACCGCACUAUGCCUGUGAGAGCAGCAAGAUAGAUACAACGUCGCCGGGCGUGGGACCACAAAGCAAUAGUUGUGUUGGGUUGGGGAUGGGAUGGGCCACUCGGCGCGGUGCAUAUGCGCGGGCGGUGAUAGUGAUUGAUCUCCCUAGCUCUCGGCCCUCACGCUGGGACUGGACUCCUGGAGAGAUGGGGAAAAAAGAUCGUGCCAACUUCCCAACAGUGUUGUCUUCCAUCCGGGGCCGGGUCUGUCGUGACCAGAGCCCGUUCUAUAGAAGUGGGAACAGAGAAGGGGUGGUCGACUAUCGUCAUGGAUUCUUUGAAGGGGCGAAGGGAGGGAGAAGGGGGAGAAGCGCAAGGAGAAGCGCAAGGAGAAGGGAAUGAAUGAAUGAAUGGCACAGCCGCACAGCCAGGCACCGCACAGCAAAGAAACCCCUUCUCCAAAGCCACCCCUCCCCUCUCCCUGAGACCGGCCAUGAUUGAUUGCUUUACGGGGCGUCCCAGGUAGCCAGGGCCAUCAUCCAUCAGGAUUCAGGACCAUCACCUCUGGGCCCGUAGAGCCCAGCCUAAAUGAUCCCCCCGUCAACCGUCACCGCGGCUGGCCACCAAUAAGACCUCUCCAACGCUUAUUCGCCCCGACUGCCUGGGCCAUAAGUCAGUAUAUC